Sitophilus oryzae (rice weevil) is the source of this 1299-nucleotide messenger RNA. RefSeq lists its product as uncharacterized. NCBI's taxonomy places the organism in Eukaryota, Metazoa, Arthropoda, Insecta, Coleoptera, Curculionidae. Bases 1 to 1299 code for a protein of 432 amino acids. The transcript has 3 exons. The record is from RefSeq and is a predicted model, not a curated record.
AUGCGGCGUUGGGGUAGAGAGACUAGGAACAGUGAUCUGAACCAUAGAAACGGUGUGGGAUUUAUCGUGAGAAAUAAUAUUAAGAAGUCCACCCGAAAUCUUGUUGGGUUUUCGGACAGAAUCAUUCUACUGCAAAGGAAUGCUAGCCCAACAAAUAUAAAUCUUAUCCAGAUAUACGCACCUACAGCAGAUAAACAAGAUGAAGAGGCAGAGGAAUUAUAUGGACAGACACAGGAGGUGCUUCGAUCUUUGAAACCCCAUGAAAUCACGAUAAUCCUCGGCGACUUUAAUGCUAAGGUUGGAAAAGGCAGAGUUGAUGAUGUGGCAGGCGCCUUCGGACUAGGUGAAAGAAACGGACGUGGGGAACUCCUCCUACAUUUCUGUAAAGAGGAGAAUAUGGUCAUAAAGAACACAUUUUAUAAACUUCACCCACAGAGACUCAAACUAAUAUCGGAGAAAAGAACAACAACACAGAGACAUUAUAACAUUGAUAGACUGAGGGAUCCAGCAGUUGCAGACAGAAUGAAAUUCGAAUUAACAGAACUAUGGGCAAGUAAUAACAACAAUCCCGGACUUAACGAUAGUCCAGAUGGCAUAUGGAACAACAUAAAACAAAACAUUCUGACUAUUUCCAACGCUUUUCUGACACCAACAACAACAAAGAAAAACAAACCAUGGAUGACCAAUGAGAUACGCUCCCUCAUGGAGGACAGAAGAAUUGCAAAAGUCGAACAACAACAACAAAGAUACACCGAAAUAAAUAAAACUAUUAAACAACAAUGCCAACAAGCUAAAGAGAACUGGGUAAUUGCAGAAUGCCAAGAGGCGGAACGCAUGCAUGCUCUGCACGACUCUGUAAAUUUUCAAAGAAAAGUCAAACAAAUUACUGACAUCACAAAAAAAGCACCAAUACCUGCCCUAAAACACAAUGGGAAAUUGAUUUUAGACCCGGUAGAUCUGUGCAGCACAUGGAAAAGCUAUGCACAAUUAUUAUUUGAAGACCAAAGAGAAGACAGACAACCUCUCAAUUGUGAAGACUGGUCGGGCCCGGAAAUUCUUGAAUCUGAAGUUCAGCAUGCUAUGAAAGUUAUGAAAAAUCGAAAAAGCCCCGGUCAUGACAACGUGCAUGCAGAAGUUCUUAAAAUAUUUGACUCAAAGCAUCUCACAUAUCUAUUCAAUCGAAUAUACGAUACGGGUAAAAUUCCAAACGACUGGCUAAAAUCAACUUUUAUAACAAUUCCCAAAAAGGUAUCUCCAAAAGACUGUAGUGACUACAGACUUAUAAGUCUAAUGCUCUGA